This is a messenger RNA of Ipomoea nil (Japanese morning glory), 866 nucleotides long. RefSeq lists its product as uncharacterized. The coding region runs from base 279 to 848 and encodes 189 amino acids. Lineage: Eukaryota; Viridiplantae; Streptophyta; Magnoliopsida; Solanales; Convolvulaceae. The record is from RefSeq and is a predicted model, not a curated record. The transcript is spliced from 2 exons.
GUAUUAUUGGGUAUAAAGUAGUUUCACAAAAAGCUGAAAUGCGUGAUAAAGCUCACCGCCUUGUAUUGCAACAUGAACCUGAGGUUCAUCCAUACUUGGAUGAACACCUGUCCAUGUUAAGGCAUGAAAAUACUUCAAAGAGUGAAAGGUGGGUGACCAAUGAACACAACCGCACAUUUAUAAGAUGGUUCAAAGAUAGAGUGAUGCAAGAGUUAUCUAAAGUUCCAAAUAACAUCAGUGAAACCAUUAAGUGACUAGCUUAUGGCCCUCGUUGGUUUAUGAGUUGUUAUGAAGGAUAUGAAAUUAAUGGGUAUACGUUUUACACAAAACGUAAAGAUGAUAAGAGUUCUGUGCAAAACAGUGGAGUUACAAUAGAAGCACUAUCCAGAGAUCACUCUAGUGCCAGAGAUACCAAGCCAGUAGAUGUUGCUAUGCCAUAUUAUGGUGUUAUUGAAGAAAUUUGGGAAUUUGAUUUUAUAAUGUUUAGGAUUCCUCUAUUCCGGUGUAGUUGGGUUGAUAACAAACAAGGUGUUCGAAUAGAUGAAUUGGGUUUGACUUUAGUAGAUUUUGGUCAGCUGGGUUAUCAGGAUGAGCCAUUUAUACUUGCAUCUCAAGCAAAACAAGUUUUUUAUGUUUCUGAUCCUGUUAAUAGCAAGUGGUCAAUUGUAUUACAAGGAAAAAGAAGUAUUGUUGACGUUGGAGAUGUUGUGGAUGAAGAAGAAUAUGAUCACUUUGAUGAAACACUUCCAUUUUCUAUUGGCAUUCAAGCUUUAGGGGAAGAUAACAUUGAAACAAGUUACACGCGUUGUGAUCAUGGGGAGGGCUUGUGGAUUGAUAAUCACACAUAAUCUUUUUGUUAAAAAAUU